Meriones unguiculatus (Mongolian gerbil) is the source of this 1632-nucleotide messenger RNA. Its product is annotated as translation machinery-associated protein 7-like. The transcript has a single exon. The record is from RefSeq and is a predicted model, not a curated record. Bases 1170 to 1364 code for a protein of 64 amino acids. Lineage: Eukaryota; Metazoa; Chordata; Mammalia; Rodentia; Muridae.
UGCACCCUCCCUCUGCAGGCUAGAGGAAGCAACAGCUGUUGUCUUCCUCAGGAGGUGGUCCACCUGGCAUUGCUAGAAUUUUCACAACACUUACACCCCAACUUUAACAACACACACACACACACACACACACACACACGGACAGACAGACAGACAGACAGAUAGACAGAGGGCAGGGAAAAAGGCUGGGCUGGCAGCAAUGACUAGUAAUAGAGAAAUGAGGAGGCCAGAGUGAUUGUUUUUCUUCCUCCCAUCAUCUCCUGCUCUGCCUUCUUUCCUUCCUACCAUUAUCUGAUUUUCUCAUCUUUUUCUCCUCUUGUCAUGAGUGUGAUGAAUAUAAAGUGGCAAACUGGUCUUACCAAGUGUCAGUGGAAGCCGAUCCAGCAAGCUGAAUAGUUUAGGGCUAAUAAAGUCAAAUGCAAAUAACAGAGGCCAAGAUUUCAACCUGAAUUGUACAGACUGUAGGUUUCAAUUUUUCUGUGUAAACUUAAAGCUCCACUUUUUUUCCUUUUGGCCUGAGACAGGAGGGGCCUUGUUUAUCUCAUUUGCACCCAGUAGGCAGGCAGCCUUCUGGAAAGCCCAGAAUAGUUAGGGGCAAAGUAGGAUAAUUAAAUGACAGAAAAACGAAAUACAGUUCAAAUCAAGGCUUGGAAGCCUCCUGCUUUGGGAGAAUGAAAAUGGCAAAGGACUCUAAGCUAAGAAUUUUAAUGAGCUUAUAGCCUCCUGUCUCCUCCUCCCACCCUAGUCUGCAUUUCCAGAGGUAAGACUGGACUGAGCUGACAUGAAUUUGGUCCACGGCCUACUUUCAAACAUGGGUUCUGGGGCUGAGGAGAUGGCUCGGCGGGUAAAGGCAUCUGUCACCAAGCAUGACAACCUGAGUUCAGUGUGGUACCCACAUGGUGGAAUGACAGUACUGACUGCUUGGACUUGUCCUCUGUCACCUCAUAUUUCCUUCUCCUUCUCCCUCUGUUUCUGCUUCUCCCUCUCUGUUUCUCCCUCUCUCUCUCUCCCUCUCUUUCUGCUACUCCCUCUCUCCCAUUUCUCCAUCUCUCUCUCUGUUUCUGCCUCUUCCUCUCUCUCCCUCUCUUCCCACUCCCAUCUCUCAAUAAAUAACCAUAAAAAAUGUGGGGGGCUUGGGAUCAGGGACUGGUGAAGGGGCUGUCGGGGCCAUGUCUGGUCACAAAGGUGGCAAAAAGAAGCCCCUGAAACAGCCCAAGAAGCAAGCCAAGGAGAUAGAUGAGGAGGACAAGGCUUUCAAACAGAAGCAGAAAGAGGAGCAGAAGAAACUCGAGGAGCUGAAAGCCAAGGCUGUGGGGAAGGGGCCCCUGGCCACAGGUGGAAUUAAGAAAUCUGGCAAAAAGUAAGCUAUUCCUCGUGUCUGAGGUGAUGAUGGUGACCCUCUUCCAUUCCUAUUAAAACAUCUGGAUCCCCUGCUAUAACAUCUUUGCCACCUACAGCUAGAAUGAAGUGUUAUCCUGGAGCCUAUUGUACAUUGUAAUAAACUUUUGUAGUAAAACAAAUACAAUGAAUGGCUCAUUGUCUCUAGUGUUCAGCAAUUCCUACCUCAGCUCUGAAUGGAAAGAAAACCCAGGCCAGAGCCUGCUGUUUCAUCUUUGUUGUACUUGGAAUUCU